AAUAAACUGAAUCGAAUUUUAGAUGACACAAAGCGUAAUAUUUAUCAAACUGGUAAAGAAAGUGAACUAAAAUUAAAAAAAUGGCAACAGGAAAAUACAUCAAAAUUGAACAAUAUUCGUGAAAAACUAUUAGAAUCAAAAGAUGGAGAAGAUUUAUCGGUCAAUUUACAAACAAUUCGUCAUGAACUUGAUUCGAUUAAAAUGAACACACCUGAUUACAUGGUCAAGUAUACGGUAUUGAUAAAAGAUAUUAAUUUACCUAAUAAAGGAUUUCUAUGUCAAACAAAAUACUUACGUAAUUAUCAACAAACAAAAAUUAAAAAGCUUACAAAUCGUCUUUUGAUGCCGACAGAAAGUGUUUUGGCUCGUUAUAGAAAACCGUCGCAACGAACUAUUAAACAACCAUUGAGAAAAUUUAAUGUCCUUAUACCAAUCAAAAGAGUUAAACAAUCAAAUGUUAUAGCGACAAAACAAAUAGAUGAAAAUGUCCAAGUGGAUAAUGAUGAUGAUGAUGAUGAUGAAGAAGUCUUUGAUGAAAAGUUGAAACUA
Molecule: messenger RNA, 549 nt
Organism: Didymodactylos carnosus
Lineage: Eukaryota; Metazoa; Rotifera; Eurotatoria; Philodinida; Philodinidae
Source: the annotation of a GenBank genome assembly